CGUGAGAUGUGGAGACCAGUACAAACCACAAAAGAGUGAAGUUAAAAAGAAAAAACCACACCUCUUGCAUUCUAGACCGUCUGAUCUUGAUCAUCCAACGAUGCCGAUCAACCGGAUUGCAGUGGGUACCCGGGAAGAGGCGACCCACCCGGACGCCCUCAAGGCGGCGUUGGCGGAGUUCAUCUCAACCCUAAUCUUCGUCUUCGCCGGAGAAGGCUCCGGCAUGGCCUUCAACAAGCUGACCGGCGACGGCGCCGCCACCCCCUCCGGCGUCAUCUCUGCUGCCAUAGCCCAUGCUUUUGCUCUUUUCGUCGCCGUCUCGAUCGGAGCUAACAUCUCCGGCGGCCACGUCAACCCCGCCGUCACCUUCGGCGCCUUCAUCGGCGGCCACAUCACCCUCCUACGUGGCAUCCUCUACUGGAUUGCCCAGUUGCUUGGUUCCAUCGUGGCUUGUUUAUUACUCAAGUUUUCCACCAAUGGCAUGUCAACAUCGGCAUUUUCGUUGUCCUCGGGAGUGAGCGUAUGGAACGCUUUCGUAUUUGAGAUCGUGAUGACCUUUGGAUUAGUCUACACCGUAUACGCAACCGCAUUGGAUCCAAAGAAGGGUAAUUUGGGAAUUAUAGCACCAAUCGCGAUCGGGUUCAUCGUGGGCGCUAAUAUCUUGGCGGGUGGGGCAUUUGACGGGGCUUCGAUGAACCCGGCCGUUUCAUUCGGCCCGGCUGUGGUGAGCUGGACCUGGGACAACCACUGGGUCUACUGGGCCGGGCCUCUGAUCGGUGGUGGGCUUGCUGGGCUUGUCUAUGAGUUGUGCUUCAUGACCCAUGGCCAUCAACAAUUGCCCGCGACUGACUACUAAGCCAUUUCAAGAUUUUUUUUUUUUUGGGUGCGCUCUCUUGCUUUCUGUAUUUAUUUACUUCUGUUUUUGAGGGGUUUUUUUUCAUUGUUUUUUCAUUGUUAAUAAUUUGUAACCGUUGGAUCUUUUCUUGGUUUGUGGUCUUCGGCUGCUGUAUCCCUUGAAAUAUUUGUUGUGUGGCUGUGGGAUGGGGGUCUAGUGUUUGGUUGUUAUUCUAUUCCACUUUGUACGAUUUUCACUUCAUUCGAUUUAAUUUCAAUUUAAAAAAAUUGAUUAUA
Camellia sinensis is the source of this 1131-nucleotide messenger RNA. Its product is annotated as aquaporin TIP1-1. The record is from RefSeq and is a predicted model, not a curated record. Lineage: Eukaryota; Viridiplantae; Streptophyta; Magnoliopsida; Ericales; Theaceae. Gene Ontology annotation, biological process: water transport; transmembrane transport. Gene Ontology annotation, molecular function: water channel activity. Gene Ontology annotation, cellular component: membrane.